AUGUCCGACUCCGCCGACUGCACGUUCACUGGCAAUGCCAACACCAAGACCGGGCUGCGCAUCGCGUCCAUCUUCAUCAUCAUGACGACGUCCAUGUCUGGCGCGCUCUUCCCAGUGCUUGCGCGCAGGAACAAGUACCUGCGCGCGAAUAUUCCCCAGCCCGUAUUCGAGACGGCAAAGUAUUUUGGGAGCGGGGUCAUAAUCGCCACCGCGUUGAUUCACCUGUUGGGACCUGCGAUUGAAGAGCUUGGGUCACCAUGUUUGGAUCCUGCAUGGCAAGACUACCCAUACCCACUGGGAAUCUGCCUUGUCAGCAUAUUUGGCAUCUUCAUCACCGAGCUCGUCGCCUUUCGUUGGGGCACCUCCCGCCUCGCCCGCCUCGGCAUCGUGCACGACGCACAUGGGCACGGUCUUGCCUCACACGCGGCACACGGCCCGGAGACCGACCACGAGCAGCAACAUGAACUCGAGAGCGGGCGGCGAGCGCAACACCAGGAUACGCCGAACACGCUCGGGGACUCCGCCACGGCGCAGAUCAUCGGCAUCGCGAUACUCGAGUUCGGUGUGCUGCUGCACAGCGUGCUCAUUGGCCUGACGCUCGCUGUGGACCAGCAGUUCACGGUCUUGUUCGUCGUGCUCAUCUUCCAUCAAACCUUCGAGGGUCUGGGUGUCGGUUCCCGACUGGCGUUCAUGCGCCUUCCCGCCAAGUACGACUACGUUCCUGUAGUUGGCGGUCUCCUCUACGGCAUUACGACACCCAUCGGGAUCGCUGUCGGGCUCGGCGUCCGCACGACGUACAACCCGAACAGCAAUACCGCCAACAUUGUGAGCGGGAUCCUGGACUCGUUCAGCAGCGGUAUCCUGUUGUACACAGGUCUGGUGGAGCUGAUCGCGCACGAGUUCCUGUUCAACGCGGACAUGCUGCACGCGUCGAACGGCAAGUUGGCGUAUGCGCUCGGGUGCAUGAUCGCCGGUGCGGGCAUCAUGGCGCUGCUUGGUCGCUGGGCUUGA
Messenger RNA from Dichomitus squalens LYAD-421 SS1, 1011 nucleotides. RefSeq names its product ZIP-like iron-zinc transporter. NCBI's taxonomy places the organism in Eukaryota, Fungi, Basidiomycota, Agaricomycetes, Polyporales, Polyporaceae. Bases 1 to 1011 code for a protein of 336 amino acids. Gene Ontology annotation, molecular function: zinc ion transmembrane transporter activity. The transcript has 6 exons. The record is from RefSeq and is a predicted model, not a curated record. Gene Ontology annotation, biological process: zinc ion transmembrane transport. Gene Ontology annotation, cellular component: plasma membrane.